GUGGAUUUCAGUAUCAACAUUUUUUCUAUAAAAGCCUCAAAAAAUUUAAAUCCGCUUUAUUUGAGUUAGUAAUUUUAAUCGACAUAAAAAAUGAAAAUCUUUGCAAUCCUCCUAAUAGCCAUUGCAGUUAUUCUGCAUUCCUCUGUGGCCCUUAAAAAUACCAUUUGCGGCUUGGAACAUUCCAAAACUACCAACAGUGCUGGUGCAAGCUGUUAUGCCAUGAUUCCGUCUUGGAGUUACAACGCCGAUGCCAAGGAGUGCAUCCAUUUCGUCUAUGGCGGUUGCAACGGCAAUGAGAAUCGUUUCAGAACCAAAGAAGAGUGCCUCGAAAUGUGCGCUGAGUGAAGAUGUGAUUUAUUGUGGCAAUUGAAUUGUUUUUGAAUGAUUUUUAAAGGAACUCAAAAUAAAUGUCAUCUAUUUUUUAUAAA
Messenger RNA from Musca domestica (house fly), 428 nucleotides. RefSeq names its product male accessory gland serine protease inhibitor. The transcript has 2 exons. Gene Ontology annotation, molecular function: serine-type endopeptidase inhibitor activity. The coding region runs from base 91 to 345 and encodes 84 amino acids. Lineage: Eukaryota; Metazoa; Arthropoda; Insecta; Diptera; Muscidae. The record is from RefSeq and is a predicted model, not a curated record.